Histoplasma mississippiense is the source of this 612-nucleotide messenger RNA. RefSeq lists its product with no specific name. The record is from RefSeq and is a predicted model, not a curated record. Bases 1 to 612 code for a protein of 203 amino acids. Lineage: Eukaryota; Fungi; Ascomycota; Eurotiomycetes; Onygenales; Ajellomycetaceae. The transcript has 3 exons.
AUGAUUUUCUAUUGUGAUCAAGAAAGAGCGCAACUAGCUAACCAGGCGAAUUUGCGAGCUCAGAGAGCAACAACCCGGCAGACCGACUCCUCCCGUGCACAAACGAUAGAACUCCACAUCCAGAACCGCAUCGCCGCAGAGCUCGAACGCAUCCGUGCCCGCGAAACACAGACUCUCGCCGACCUCGCAAAGCACAUUGCAGAGCAAUCCCCUCCUGAUACCGCCAUCUCCCAACCCCAAUCUAAUUCUCACAACACGGACCCAUCCCUCUCACCCGAUGCCCCGCGCGUCCCCCUCUCUGGCCCCGGUUCCCCCGCCGAGCUCUCCCCCCAGUCUUCUCCAAAAUCCACAGUUACCGCCGCGAACGGCGUACCGAUAAAGGAGCUGAGCAGCGCUCAAGUGCAGCAGGAGAUCUCGGCACUGAGCGCCAAGUUGGCGGAGAGACGGAGGGUUCGGGAGCUAGAUGCAGGGGUGGAGAAAGCGCGUGAGGAAGUCGUGAGGUGUUUGAGGGGAAAUGAGACGAGGCCGCUGGACUGCUGGAGGGAGGUUGAAGGGUUUAAGAGGGAGGUUGGGCGAUUGGAGAGGCUGUGGGUGGAGAAAGUUGUUGGGUAG